UAAAUCGCAACUUCGUUCAUCUUCAGCGGAACACUGGCGGCCACCGAUUAUAUCGGUGCUGUUUCAGACAGAAGUCAUUAAGAAAUAUGUCUGUUUUUUCCGAUAACGUUGUGCUAUUGACGGGGUUGAAUUUUGAUUCGGUGCUUAGCGAUGUUUUCGACAAAGGUUGAUGAGAACCAUCUAAGCCAUCGGUUCAUCCUGACCGCCUCUGAAAAGAAAGAGUACCGCGGAAAAAAUCCCAUUGGCAAAAAGCCACUCCUACCCCCGGCACAGGAUACGCAAAAAAACCUCCUCGUGCUCGAUUUAGACGAAACACUUAUUCAUGGAACAUAUGCUGUCCCGCCUGUGUAUGAUUUCAGCUUCAAGCUGCAACUGCCCGUGAGCAAGAAGACGGCCGACGUCUACAUACAAAUUCGGCCUUACCUUGAUGAGUUUCUCAGGAUCACUAGCCAGUGGUUCGAGCUAGCGGUAUAUACGGCAUCGUUGCCGAUGUAUGCAGACAAAAUUCUAGAUAGAAUCGAUCCGAAGGAAUUAAUCAAGCAUCGGCUGUACCGACAGCAUUGUGCGAUCUUUAAGGACUUCUAUGUUAAAGACCUCGAAUUUCUGGGCCGGCCAUUGAAUCGUAUCCUGAUUGUGGACAAUCACCCUGCUAGCUAUAUGGCGCAACGCGAUAAUGGGGUGCCAAUAUACUCAUAUUUUGGGCAGCCCGACGAUACGGGUCUCAAGCAUCUGCUGACGUUUCUCGAGACGGUACGAAACGAAGACAAUGUUAUACCAAAGGCAAGGAAAUACGCGGCCCGCUGGCGAGAAAGGCUUCAAGAUUUUAUCGAGACAACGCGAGAUGUAGAGGAAACUAGCAGGGUGAUAUUGUAGUUUAGAUUUGAAUUGUAUUUGCUUAUAUCGGCUUCUGAGCUCCAUAUCGAGGUGGAGAGAACCAGAUUUUUCCAUAUUCGGCAAAAUUAGCCAAAACCCCCCGCCAAUUUUCAUUCGAUCAGCUCUGUUACCAUCAUAAUGGCACCCCAUCAAAAUAGCGUAACAGCACUACUUCAUAAUACAAAAUUGAACGGGAAGAGGACACAAUUCUGAAAAAUUAUCUAUCGUCUCCAUAUAUUAAGCUAUUUAGUUACAAUUAAGAGUUCCUUGAUGAUUUACGAGUCGAAGAAAAUGAAAAAGACAUCCAAAUUGCGUCCCUUAACAGGAAUAAAUGCAGAGGAAGCUUUUAGCGUUCCGUGCAAGCUUCGAUCGACAUUUUUGCCAUUAUCGUCGCGUAAAAGGCAUACUCUCGCUACUACCAUAAAAAAAAAUUACAACUCAAGCGAGUAACAUAUGUUUCUAAAUAUAUAUAUAUUUUUUUUCAUUUAACCCAGCAGUGCGUAAAAAGUUUCGAAUUAACAAAAAUGGUUUUCCUCUGCCAAUAGUUGUGUGGCAAUUUGGGUUGCGAAAAAAAUGGGUUAGGUUCCCUAAUAAUUGGCGUGCGCAACUAGCGCAAACGUGAA
Varroa destructor (honeybee mite) is the source of this 1496-nucleotide messenger RNA. RefSeq names its product CTD small phosphatase-like protein 1. The record is from RefSeq and is a predicted model, not a curated record. Lineage: Eukaryota; Metazoa; Arthropoda; Arachnida; Mesostigmata; Varroidae.